UUGGUUGUAGCGGCACAUAAAAAGAUUCCAACAUUUUGGUCUCUCUCCUCUGUUUAGUAGGACUUGCUAAGUUAACACAAUAUUAUCGGUUACUCACCUCACCAAUGUAAUCCUAGCCUUUUCAUUAAUUCGAUACAAAAGCAUAUGGAUACUAAAUAACCAUUUUUCUUAAUCAAAUCAUUAUGCUUUAAAACAAAACAUUUGUAUCACCCACUUAAAUAAUUGAUUUGAGUUCUAAAUUCCGAAUAGCAACUUAAAACCCCACUUUUCCCACACUUGUCUCACUUCAGGCUGCUAGUGACUUAGUGGGUAGCAGUGAAGACUGAAGAGAGAGUGAGAAAACUCAAAAUUAGGGCUACAAAAUUUUCCAAUUAACCACAUUUUCCAAGAUGAGUACCAUGAAAUUUUGCAGUAAAUGCAACAAUAUUCUGUACAUAAAAGAGGACAAGGAUCACAAGAUUCUGCUUGACGCUUGCCGCUACUGCCACCAUGAGGGGGUUGCUGAUAACAUUUGCGUAUACAGAAAGGAGAUACAUCACUCUGUUGGAGAGAGUACUCAGGCCCUACAAGAUGUAGCUAAAGAUCCAACUCUUCCCCGGACCAAGUCUGUCCGUUGUACUCAAUGCAAUCACGGAGAAGCUGUCUUUUACCAGGAAACACUGAGAGGAGAGGAAGGUAUGACAUUGUUCUUUGUCUGCUGCAAUCCGACCUGUAGUCAUAAAUGGAGAGAUUGAUUGCCACCUCUUUAUGCUGAUGUAUCUGCUGACCUGUUCAUGAUUCUAAUCAUUCUAAAUUGUAUUUUUGGAAACCUACAUCAGAUUUAAUUUUGGUGUUUUCACAAUUUAGCAAUGUUUAGUUGUAAGUUCAACGAUUGGUAAUACAUGAUCCUGGCUGACUAAAUCUCUUGUGCAUGAGGGUUUCAUUUGCAUCCAAACAUUUUUAAAUACAUUGGUUUUAUAAAUUGAAAGGAUUCCAAUUUUUUUGUUUAUAUAUAUAUAUAUAU
Messenger RNA from Chenopodium quinoa (quinoa), 1003 nucleotides. RefSeq names its product DNA-directed RNA polymerases II, IV and V subunit 9B-like. The transcript is spliced from 4 exons. Lineage: Eukaryota; Viridiplantae; Streptophyta; Magnoliopsida; Caryophyllales; Amaranthaceae. Gene Ontology annotation, biological process: maintenance of transcriptional fidelity during transcription elongation by RNA polymerase II; transcription-coupled nucleotide-excision repair; DNA-templated transcription. Gene Ontology annotation, cellular component: RNA polymerase II, core complex. Gene Ontology annotation, molecular function: nucleic acid binding; zinc ion binding; DNA-directed RNA polymerase activity. The coding region runs from base 390 to 734 and encodes 114 amino acids. The record is from RefSeq and is a predicted model, not a curated record.